CUUCUUCCUCCCCCUCCAUCACCCCGCCAGCAUGUCCACUGCCACUCUACCUCCCGCUGACCCCUCUCUCGUGGGUCCUAGCGGCUACGACUUCUCCGUUGGGACUGCCAUUCCAGCCAAUAUGGCGCAUGCGGUCUCGGUCAGCCUGCCCAAAUGGCAGGAUAAUGUCGACUACGAGGAAGGAAGAUUAGGAGAUGUUAUGCAGAUUGGAUAUCCCCGAUUCUUUGUUCACAAGAGCAUACAGAAGCUCGCCUCUGUCCUCCUCCGCAAGUUUGGUACCCCAGGCCAGGCUGACCAAGAGCCAGAAGCGUGCUACCUCUUCCCCUCGUCGCGCGUAGCAGACCGAUGUCGCUCCUUCAUGCGUGCGCAGCAUGCCCAGCAACACCCCGACGGCCCGGCUCUUGCGGUGAGAGUCGUUCAAUUCAGCCUCGUUCUCCCCUCUGCAAGCGUAGCGAGUGGCUCAGCGGAGCAGUCGCUAGCUGCCGCACCAGUGCAGCUCUUCGUCGUCCUCUUCCCGGCCUCAGCGGGGUCACUUGCCAAGUCAUAUUGGCAGCACACGGGUGAUGGAAUCAGUAGUCGACUGGCGGAGCAUUGCCUCAACAUCCUCGAGGAGACGGGGAGACUGGGCGCCGACGAUGGACCUGCAACGCCUACCGCAACAAAUGGCUCAUCGGACGACUCUCCCUCCUCUUCGACCAUCCUCACCCCACCUUCGACCGCCGAACCAGUGCACAGGCGAUACUCAAAGAAUCGCCACUACUCACGCGCAGCACCUGCAUCAGGGUCCACCACACCCGGCACCGCCACUCCCUCGGUCACGACGACUGCUCCGCCCACGAGCUCCUCCGCAGCCUCCUCUGUACCGCCGGUACGAAUGGCAGAUGCCGCAGACCCUGAUGCCGAGCUCAUGGCGUCGGAUCAAUCCAGUUACCUCGAAGAACGCUACGGCCGAAACUUGCCCGCCAGCUCUGCCCCGCUAGCCAAGGCCGCUCUGCGCCGUCGAAUCGCGGGGACCUUGCUGAGCGACCGUUCUGACCUCCCUUCCUUGGGCGAUGUUGGCCCAACGAUGCGCUCAGGUACAGCUCUGAGCGAGUCCGACGUCUUCCUCUUCCCCUCGGGCAUGUCCGCAAUCUUCCACGCGCAUCAGACUGCCCUCAGAUGGCGUGGCGACUCGGCGGGCAAGAGCGUUUGCUUUGGUUUUCCUUACACGGACACGUUGAAGAUUCUACAAAAGUGGGGUCCGGGAUGUCACUUCUACGGCAAGGGCAACGAUGCUGAGCUGGACGAAUUUGAGGCCCUCCUGCAAGCUCAAAGCUCCUCAGGCGAGUCUCGUAUUCUCGCCCUCUUUUGCGAAUUUCCCUCGAACCCGCUGCUUCGCUCCCCUGACCUGCCCCGCAUUCGUCGUUUGGCGGAUAAGUACGACUUCCUCGUCGUGGUGGACGAGACGAUUGGCAACUUCUUGAAUGUAGAGGUUCUGCCGUAUGCCGACAUGGUUGUCAGCAGCUUGACCAAGGUCUUCAGUGGGGACGCGAAUGUGAUGGGUGGGUCGAUGGUCGUGAACCCGAAAGGGAGACAUGCGGAGGAGGUGAGGCAGGUGCUGCUCGGUCAAGGAGGAGCUGGAGGGGAGUACGAGGACAAUUACUGGGGUGUGGACGCGGUCUUCAUGGAGCGCAACUCCCGCGACUUUGCCCGUCGCGUGCAGCGAAUAGAUGCAAAUGCCGAGGCUCUCGCGAGCAUGCUACACGCCCGGCUCAAUAGCAGCCCAGUAUUGAAGGGGGUCUACUAUCCCAAAUUCGAGACACGCUCUCACUACGACGCUUGUCGCCGCAAGAUUGCUCUUCCUUACCCUCGCGACGCUGAGGAGCAGAAAGAGCAACAGGGCGGCUUCGGAGGCCUCUUCUCCGUCAUUUUCACCACGCUCUCUGCCUCGCAAGCAUUCUACGACGCCCUAUGCUGCGCUAAAGGGCCGAGUCUGGGCACCAAUUUCACGCUGGCUAGCCCUUACACGCUGCUCGCGCACUACUAUGAGCUGGACUGGGCGAAGCAGUUUGGUGUCGAGGCUAGUUUGGUCAGGGUGUCCACAGGAUUGGAGGAGACGAAGGGUUUAGUAGAGAUGUUUGAGAGGGCGCUCAGAAAGGCAGAGGAGAGCGAGAAGAAGUGAGAGGACAGAGCAUUGAAAGUCCGCGAUCACGGCGUCCAACACGCUGCUGAUUGGGGCGAGAGAAGAGAAUACAGGAAGCAUGGAGCCCAGCUGGCUCGCCCACGUAGCAUGACAUACUAAUAGGCUUGACACCGCAUCGCCGUUACCCUUGUACAAUCCAACUUGUACCCAUAUCCCCUCGCUAUCACAACGCACAUUGCAAUACACGCGUUCACACCGUG
Molecule: messenger RNA, 2382 nt
Organism: Jaminaea rosea
Lineage: Eukaryota; Fungi; Basidiomycota; Exobasidiomycetes; Microstromatales
Product: PLP-dependent transferase
Exons: 3
Coding region: 32-2161 (709 amino acids)
Biological process (GO): transsulfuration
Molecular function (GO): cystathionine gamma-synthase activity; pyridoxal phosphate binding
Source: RefSeq, a predicted model, not a curated record